Penicillium soppii is the source of this 1146-nucleotide messenger RNA. RefSeq lists its product as uncharacterized. The transcript has a single exon. NCBI's taxonomy places the organism in Eukaryota, Fungi, Ascomycota, Eurotiomycetes, Eurotiales, Aspergillaceae. The record is from RefSeq and is a predicted model, not a curated record. The coding region runs from base 1 to 1146 and encodes 381 amino acids.
AUGGAACAUCAGCUUUUUCACCAGCCAUCAACCACGCCCGUGAUUGUAUGUAAGCUAUGUGAAUAUGGUGUUCGACCAAAAGAGGUUUCUCGCCACCUCCAAUCUGCUAAUCAUCGGAUGCCGAAGCCGAAAGCGCGCCAAAUUGCCGAGGCAGUUCAACAAUGGGAGCGUACGGCAGAAUGUGAUGAAUGGCAGCCACUAUUAGUGGUGAAUCAGCCUCUUCCCAAUUUGCCUGUUUAUUCAGAUGGCAUUUUAUGCGAGCAAGGCCCGAUGUGCCAGUUCGUUGCCCGGUCAAUUAGCACUAUGCGUGUUCACUGGCGUGAUCAUCAUAGCUGGGUAGCCCCUACAAACCGGGGCGGUCGUCGGCGGCAGCAUACUUCAUCAGCUGCGGAGCAACAAAUCCAGCAAUUCACUCGAAUCGUCCGAUGCCAACGUGCGUUUAAUCACGGGCUAGGGUCCCAUUACAUCCGCGUUCAAACCCUCGGAGCCGAGGCCAUUCCCGGGGCUGAUCUGUUAGCAAUGUCUGAUCAUAAUAGUCAGGUGAUUGAUCAGAUGGAAAGAGCAUAUGCCGAAAGAGAAGAGCUCCCCCAGGUGAUCGUGGCCAGCCAGCGAGACGAGACGAAUCCAUGGCUUCGGAGGACCCAGUGGGCCGUCUAUCUCCAGGGGAUCAACCCGCACGACCUAGUGGACUGUGUCCGAGCCCCCGAUCCCGAAUCAUCCGAUCAGACCGAGCAGGCCGCCUAUACAAUUUGGAAUUCAAUGGCCACUGUAGCUCGCAUCAGCCAGUUGAUCUGCACUAAAACGAGCCACACCAUUCGGUGCGAGGCUGUUCGGACUGAGCGGGAUCGCCUGCCCCAUCAACCACUACAAGCAUAUAUGGAUAGUGAUAAUGUUAAGCGACACACGGUCCCGUGGCAGCAGAGUCUCAUGUUUUUCACGCGCACACAGGCCCCACAUGAUUGGGCUAGCCCCCACUACAGGUUUUCUAAACGCCAGCGAGCGGCAUGGGCCACUUUAUGGAGACUGGCCCAGCCAGGCCAGGGCAUGACAGGCCAUUCCAGCACAGGCCAGGGCAGGGCAGGCCAUUCCAACACAGGCCAGGGCAGGGCAGGCCAACACAGGCCAUUCCAACACAGGGCAGGCUAA